UCCUUCACUCUCACUCAAACUCCCUUUUAUCUCUUGCUUUCCUAUCUCUCUUUCCCUUUCUCUAUCUUGUGUUUUAGAAAUACUAAUACUUCCCGAUGGCUUUGGAGGCUCUGAAAGCGGCGGCCACGGUGGCGCCGAAGAUGCCGCCGCCGCUUGGGGAGGUUGAUGUUCACAGUUUUAAGAAGCGGCGGUCUAAGCGCCCCCGCACUGAGAGCCCGCAGCCGGAAAGUGAGGAGGAGUAUUUGGCGGUUUGUUUGGUUAUGCUUGCUAGAGGGGAGGAGCCGCGGCGGCGGAGGAUUCUCGCCGGCGAGGAAGCGGAGAAGACGGAAAAGACGGAAGAGAAGAAAAGUGAGGAUUCUCCGCCGCCGCCGCGGUCGCCGCCGAAGGCGGUGUUGGAAACCGUUCAGGAAUACAAGUGCAGCGUGUGUGACAAAGCGUUUGCAUCUUAUCAAGCACUUGGUGGGCAUAAAGCCAGCCACCGAAAAUACGCCGCCGCCGCCGAGGACGACAACAACCACCCCUCCACGUCAGCCUCCGUCACAGCGGCGGGUGCUCUGAACCCUAGCGGCAAGCCGCACGAGUGCUCCAUCUGCCACAAAUCCUUCCCGACCGGCCAGGCUCUCGGCGGCCAUAAACGCCGCCACUACGAAGGCAAACUCGGCGGCGGCGGAAGCCGCAGCGGCACAUCCUCCGAUAGCGUCGUUAUCUCGAUCCGUACACCCCUGGAAUUCGACCUCAACGAACUCCCUCCCUCGCCGGAGCUCGACCUUCGCCUGAGCAUCGACUGCGGCUCCGGCCAGCCAAAUCAACCGUCCACCGGCGAUCAUGAAGUAGAAAGUCCGAUGCCGGCGAAGAAACCGCGCUUAUCCUUCCCAGAAACCGCCUAAUUCAAUCGUAUUAUAGUUCCAAAUUAUAUUCUUAAUGUACAGAGAGUUAGAGUAGGCCAUUGAUUUUACCUCUUCUCUCUUUGUUAUUACCAUGCAUUAAUUCAUUCAUUGAAUUGGAUUGGAUUUGUUAUUGGUUGGGUAAUUACUUCUAAUAAUUCCGUUUUAAUCAUCAAUCAAUCAGUCCUGUAAUGUUCGUUCUAA
Messenger RNA from Ipomoea triloba (trilobed morning glory), 1088 nucleotides. RefSeq names its product zinc finger protein ZAT6-like. Gene Ontology annotation, molecular function: DNA-binding transcription factor activity. The transcript has a single exon. NCBI's taxonomy places the organism in Eukaryota, Viridiplantae, Streptophyta, Magnoliopsida, Solanales, Convolvulaceae. The coding region runs from base 96 to 887 and encodes 263 amino acids. The record is from RefSeq and is a predicted model, not a curated record.